AUGGAGCCCGUUUUCGUUUCGAGAGAGAAAGAUUUCGGCAUCGAAAUAAAAAGUAAGAAUGGGGUAGUGCAUUACGUGGAAAAAGCUACAUUUUCAAUAGAAUUGUUGAAACAUGUUGAUGCAGGUCAAGACAGUGGAUUUCUAUGCAAGAUCUAUUGUUCUUUGAGGGAACAGCAAAGGUACGACAUUGAUUUUUGAAGUUGAAUAUACAUUCAUAUCCUAAUAAUGUAUUUAAUAGUAUGUUCACAAAUUACUCAUAUUGUUAAAUAUGAGUAAAAAUAUCCAUAAACAGAUGGAUUUACAUUUGGCGCCAAUUUUUUACAUGGCGCCAUUUUGGUUGAUCAUCGAAAUGAUGUCUUUAAUUGAACUGGGUUUUUGGUGUCCCUGCCUACUUUUUUGAUUGUAUACGAAAUGCUGAAUUCUGCCAUCGUACGACAUCAUGUUAAAUCCACAUAACCCACAUAGUUUUUGUCAUGAAAGUUUAGCCUUUGUCCCACUAAAUUUUUUUACAUGUUACGUGUCGCCAUUUUAGUUCAUUGGCAGGCUAAAUUCUGAUAUCUAUUUUAAUGCCUUCUGCUAUAUCCCUACCCAGCUUUCCGACUGUUAAAAACUGAAUUAUACUAUAGCGUAUUACAUUCGCAUAGUUGAUGCAUCAUGUCAUGUAAGUAUAGACAUUGCCGGUGUCAAUGUGUAUUAGUAAUUUGUCAUUUGUAUAUAUACCUUCCCUUACAAGCAUGCGUAUCAGUAUAACCUCGGGACGUAUGCUAAUGUGUCUGUCUGUGGCCUUUUCCGGCUUUAAAACUAAACAUAAAACCACUGUUAAUUUUAUAGUUCCAUAAUUUCAGUCUUUUCAUCCAUGGCUGAAGUUUUAGCUGUGGGUACUGAGGAAUGGUUACGAAUCGGGAAACAAAUAGCACCCACAAUUUCGGUCUAUUAAACAUCUCGGUCUAUUAAACAGAUUUAACACAAUUUAUACAUAUACUGAUAUAAAUUAUAUUAAUUUACUAAAUGUUUCAGUUAAUGUUGCAGACUAAUUUUGUUUCUCAUGCGAUAAAUUUCAGUACUUUAUACUGGUUUUCAAUGCAGAAGAAUAAAAUAUGAUACCGUACUGCGAAUACAUUAAUUCAAUCUAGGCAACGCACCCAGCUACAAUCCUGCAUGGUAACGAAUCAAAAUUAUUGCAUGUGAAAGAGCACAGUAAUCUUUACGAUAUCCGACAUAAAAACCAACAUUGUGCGGUACCAGGGGGGGGAGGUUAAAUUGUGUAAAUUAGAUGUUUAUAUUUAUAUGAACUGUGUCCUUGCAGCUUGGUAUUAUAGUCACCAAGUGUCCUAAUAGAACUUUUGCCAGAUUUGUAGCAUCGGCUUAUAGCUGUAGUUUCAUAUUCCUUUUUCCCCUUCAUUAUUUUGUCCAUGCAAAAAUUAACGCGUAACCAUGUUCACAAUGCUGCUCGGUAACUGAUCUGUUUAUUCAAUCAAUCGAACCAUUCGUAGCCUCUAGACAUUUUUACUUGGACACAAUAUGAACGUGAACAUUAAUCAUUAUCAUUUAUAUAUUGUCAGUGACAUAUUUUACUGUUUCCAUUUAUCAGCGGAAGCACUUUGAAUAUUCCAUAUAUUUGCAAACUUCAUUUCUUUUGCUUUAAUAAAACUGGCAAAACGACCGAAAACCUACAAUGUUCUGUUUUCCUUUUAAAUAAUACACACUAUAUCUUCGACAUUUUAAGUCAGUUAAUUGUCAUUAGCCACGCCAGAGUUUGCGCUUUCGGUUAACCUUGCAUUUUGGCACACGGUAACUCUUUGCCUUUCAAUUUGUCGUUUUGAUUUAACAACUGAUUGUCUUGCCACACAUGUACAGCUAAAUGAUUGCAUUAUUAUCACACCAGUACUUAGUAAAGUCUUGUAAAUAUAUUUGCGUUCACUAUACGCACAGCGUAAAUUUCCAAGGCCAUAACCAUGCAUGACAGAUUUAUCCCAUCCCGAUGUGCAGCUAUUGCGAUAAAUGACGAUCACAAGGCCCAGCCCCAGGAGUUUGCGUUUUAACUAGGUGCGUUUUCAUGCCGAUGACUGCAAGUAUACUAUGCACGAACGAAUGCACGGCACCCAUUUACCGGCAGUCAAAACAAAACUUAAGAACAUCCUAACGACGCCUUUACCCUUGAAAACUUUAUCAGAUAAUGUCACUGUAUAAACAUUGCAAAUGCUUUUGCUUGAUAAAAGUUAAAGCAUGACGAAAUCGAAGGCCAAAAAUUAUUCCAAACAUUUCAUGCAUAUUUGAAUAGUUAUAUAUAGAAAUGAAAACGACUAUUAUUGAUAAAAUCUGAUAACACUUCAGUCUAAUAUAUCCACUAAUAAAAAUUAAAUUAUAUAAAACUAAACACUUAACUAAACUAAACUUAACUUGCUCCGCAGUUUGUAGUUUUAGAAAAAAAAAUCAAAAGUUUUAGUGCAUUUCCAGCAUUAUAUAAAUUGAGGUAAAGAAUAAAGAUGCAUGUACAGAUGAGGUUAUCAAUACCGACUUAAAUAUGUGGGUAUAAAACAAUGAAAAUCCGGUCAAUUUUUGCGGAAAUUUUAUAUACACCAUGCAAAUAUAGUACUGGCGUAGUAUAGUAUCUAGCUAUAGUGGUCGCUGUUGCAUAAUUAAUGUAUUAAUUACUCUUAUACUUUUUUUAGAAUAUGCUACUUUAGAUUGCAAAAAGUAAUGAACGGAGGAACUGCAAGAUUUCUGGAAAAGCUCAAUAAAUCUUUUGGAUCAGGUGUCCUGACUUGCAAUUUGGAGCCACAAGAGUUCCGCAGUUUCUUGAAAUGGCUUAUGAAAAAUUAUUUCAGGUAGAUUUAUACAGCGUUUUUUUUUAGCGUGAGGGGGCCAAGGGCAGUACUUCCGACGACAAACUCCAAUGAGGAAAAAAAUUUCCAGACAACGUCGACAACUUUUUUUGGUAAAAAAACUUUUCCGGACAAUAACGUUACAAUUGCUUUCGUAGCACUUUUCCGGAUAUUAUCAUAUCAAUUUUUCCGAUUCUUCACCACGAACUGAUUCCGAUAACAUUGACAAUUUUCCGACGGGUCUCAACAAUAGGGUGGCCAUGCCCCCCCCCCCCUGGCCACGGCUCCACUGGAUUUAUACAACGGGUGAAACUGCAAAAAGAAAACAUUGCUACAAACUAUAGAAGGGGGGCACCUCUAUAGAUAAAAAGUAGUGCACCAUUUUAGGGGUCAAAAAAUUUUUCCGGAAAUACCAAAAUUUUUCGUGACGUAAAAAUAUUUUUCCUGACAUCAGUAAUUUUCUCCAUUUAUCCAGAAUUUUUUUCUAAACUGAUCCAAAAAUUUUCAAAAAUUUUUGUAAAUUAACCUCAUUCUUUUCCAAAUUCACACUUAUUUUUGUAAUUUAACUUUCUCUGGGCCUAUAAAUUACCCGAAAAAGCAUCACUGGAAAUGUGAUUUCUUGCCCCCCCCCUAGCAAAAGGCAAGAGGGGCAGCUGCUCCCCUGCCCCCCCCCAGUUCCGGUGUCCCUGGUCUUUAUUAUAAGGCGAACGAUAUAAUCCAGGCUAAAAUGUUAUGACGUAAUCAUCGGAAAGAUGUAUUCUUGUGUGUAUCACUUUACUGCAUCGUAUAGGGCUCUCUUUACAAGCGAAUAAACCUUUACUUUUUAAAGCAUGCAUUUGUAAUAGAAUUAUCACACAAAAGUGUAGUUAAGGAUAGGUUUUAUGCCAUACAAUCUACCAGUGUAUCAGAAGUUUGACACUGAGUUUCUUCAAUUUAUGUAGAGUGUUUGGACGACUCGUGCUGAUUCCAUUUAUAGAAGGAAAGAGAUGUCCCAAUGAAGUAGAUGCGCAGCAAAGGGCGGAGCAUGAUUGCGAAAAUAUGCUAGAUCGAGCUUCGAGCGCAAUUGGAACAAUGAUUGGUGUGUCUGAGGAUGUAGAGUACAUUUGCCAAACACGUGCCAAAUCCAUUCGCUCAGCAAUGGUACAAGAUGUUGCAGAUUUAGACGACAGAUGCAUGAAUUGUAUCCGGCGUUGCGCACUCUCACAAUUAAAUUCACCUCAUUCAUGCAAUUUAAUUAUUUGUCAGGUUAUUGAACUGGCAGAUGUAGGAUUGGAUGCUAAUUCAGCGUACUCUUUCUUCGUCGAUGUGAUAAUUCCGCACGGGGUAAACAAGUACCAGAUGGAGGAUGCGAAUGAAGCUUCCGUACCAAUUUCGGCACCAGAGUCUGGCGAACCGCUUGUUAUCGAUCUUAUUGUCAGGUGUAUAAGAGAGUACGGACUUACAAUACCAAAGAUAAUUGAGACUGUAAUUUUUACUUAUAUUAUAAGGAUAUUAUUAUCAGUGCCAGAUUAACCAAAUGGCAAAAGUGGCAUAUGCCACGGGCCCCACGCUUUUGGGAACCCCGCGCUUACUCUUUUCGAUUAAAAAAAAAACAUAGUUAUGAUUAACCUUCAACCAUAUGGUUAUGAUUAAACAUUUUGAAUUAGGUUGAAUGGUUACACCGAUGACAUUUAAGUUGAAUAGUUAUGCCGAAGAGAGUCAACGGCAUAACCAUCCAAUUCAAAUUGAGUGGUUAUGCUGAAGAAAGUCAACGGCAUAGCCAUCCAAGUUGAAUAGUUAUCAGUGGCCCCGUGGCUGCGGGGGUGGAUAUGGGGGCCAUGCCAAAUUUGUUAUGUUAUCGGAAUCUUCGCAUGGUCAAGCAUACCUGCAUAUAGAAGCUGGAGUUACUUCUCUUCGUUGUUUGACAAUGCGAAAUAUGUUUGAAUAAGAAAAUAUAUAGAUGAAAUAUCGGAAAUCGGACUCAGUUUACGUUUUCCCAAUAUAAUUUUACAGAAUAGUCAAUAUUUAAUUCAAUAUGAUUUCAUAUAUUAUUGGGGCGGGUAAAUAAAUUUUCGGAUCGUCGGGUUUCACCGAAAAAAUUGAUGAUUGUCCAAUACUGGCGAACGUAUACGCGGAUCGUGAAGAUGGUAAACAUUGAACACAAUUCGUACGGUUCGUACGAACUGUGAAAUGACUUUACGGACGUGAAAAAUACGGUUCGUGAAAAUGAUUUAUGUCUGAAAAAUUGUGUUUGACAGGAAAAUACUGCCCUUGCACACCCCCCCCCCUAAAACAUGGGACCCACGAAGCCCCUGAUAGUUAUGUCGAUCACAUUCAACGCCAUAAUUAUCCAAGUUGAAUGGUUAUGCUGAUAGUAUUCAAAGGCAUAACCAUCCAAGUUGAAUGUAAUUCUCGGGUUUCAUAUGACGUCAUAAAUUUGACGGGGGGGGUCAACUCUAAAUCGAGACGCAGUCAUUAGAGUCAAUUAAUUGUUCAUUGUAUGUCUUGUGUUUAAUGGCAAAUACAUGCAAUUUCGUAUCAUUUGCUCACUCCAAUACAGCAUAAGCAUCAAUACAUUUUAGGUUGACCCCCCGUCAGAUUCACUGCAAAAUGCCGUAGUGAAAUCCAAGAAUACCGGUAAUAAUCAAAGUAUACCCGGGCAACUUUUCAAAUCUCAAAAUACAAAAGGAUUGAAUGUUUCUGAAUUCAGGGUUUAAAAUGUCGUUGGGGGCCUGGGAGGGGGGUGUCAAGGGGCCCACGCUGAUAAUAUGCCGCGAGCCCCGUGAAACCAGCCCUGAUUAUAAAAGUUAAUCCGGCCCUGAUUAUAAAAGUUAAUCCGGCCCUGAUUAUUAUAACUGAAGGUUUCAGUGAUCAUAUUUUCAGUCAUAUAUUUUCUCAUAUUUUCGCAUGCAUUAUUCAUUUAGAUGUUGACCAGUAUAAAUCCUGACGUGAAUUUUUCAUCAGGCCCAUCAACAACGAUGAAGAUACGCGGUGUAGCCAUUGCCCUGAAAUGGUUGAUCGCAUUGGUUAAAGAAAGUGGCAAUACGACGCCACGAGAAGAUAAAAUGAGGCAAGAAAUUGCUGCACUCGGAGUUGGAGUUAUCAGUAACAAGAAACAGUAUUUCAACAAGAAAGCGAAUGGUCAAAUCAUCUGCAGAGGCGCCGACGGUGUAGAAGUGGUGUCGAGAAAGUGUGUACUUGUCCAACAUUCCGCUUUUGGGCAGGAGAGCUGGGCCACGUUUUCGCAAGGUACAGCCACCAAUACUAGAUUCCCCUUAUUACGUUUUCGUAGCGCUUUGCAGUUUGUAUUGUGGUUAUAGUGGUAUCACUGAUAAAGAUAGUGGUAUCACUGAUAAAGAUAGCGGCCUCGAAUGAAAAUAUUGAAUGUUUUCGUAAAUAUUAUUCUGUUAGCUAUCGCGCACCUGAUCCUACAGCUUUUUUUAAAAAGUUCUUGCACGAGUCAGGACAAAAAUAAGCGGCAUCUUGAAUAUUAGUGAUACCACUAUAACCACAGCGUAAGCGCUACGAAAACGUAAUAAGAGGAAUCCUCAAUUGUUAUCCUUGGCAUGCAUAUUUAUUAUUGUUCACUUUAGAUGUAUAUGUUGUCAGGAUGUAUAGCAUUAAUAAUGUACUCGUAUUCGACUUUUCCGCAUUGCUCGGGGACAAGUAGACAACCUUUAGUGUCUAUUGAUGGCGGAUCAAGUUUUCGAUUCGGUCUAUAUUAACCGUUUCCACCGCAUGAUCAUUAAUCAUAAACUACUAAAAUAAAUAAACUCGCACAAUUAUAUAUUACAGCAUUUGAUAUCAAGUCUAAAGAUGGAAACCGUGAUGAGAGUGUUCUUGCACCGCCAACGUCAACGAUCUUGGAAUCAACUGCUGCGCCGGUCAUUGCCUCGGAGCAACCUGCAGCUGUAAAUGCAAGUGCUUUGACUGCCUCGGAGCAAUCCACAAUUGUCCCAGCUUUAAAUGUAAGAGCUUCGACUGCUACGGAACAAUCCACAGUUGUCCCAACUGUAAAUGCAAGUACUUCGACUGCCUCGGAGCAACCCAUGCCAGUUAUCCCAGCUCCAAAUGCAAGUGCUUCGAUUGCCACGGAACAAUCCGCAGUU
Messenger RNA from Paramuricea clavata, 6913 nucleotides. The record is from the annotation of a GenBank genome assembly. NCBI's taxonomy places the organism in Eukaryota, Metazoa, Cnidaria, Anthozoa, Malacalcyonacea, Plexauridae.